CGUGUUUGACCUUGAAGGGUCACUUAAGAGGCCGGGACACUUUGACGGACGCUAAGCUCUCUUGCUUGCGAAUGUUUUGAUGUUUUCAGUUUCAAAUCGGCCGAUAAUUUUUGGGUGGUACGGAGUUCCUCGUCCUUUGAACCCGCGUUUCACCUAGAAGGGUGGCCUUGAGAGGUCCGGAUUUUUUGACGGACGGGUGGUUCUUGCGCUGGUGAAUAUCUUUAUGCUUGCAGUUGUCAAAUGGGCCGGGAAUUUUUGGGUGAUAUCGAGUUCCCCAUCCUUUUGACCCAGAGUUUGACCUCAAAGGUCCCAUAAUAUUGAAAAACAAAGGUUAUUUUCGAUGUUCUCGUGCAUAAUUGACUUUGAGACCCUUUUUCAGAGAAAUCGGAACUCGUUGCUGAAUAAAUCGCCAACUUUACGAGCAUGCCAGCUGACUAACCAGGCCGAUCGGAUGCUUGGAGGUCCUGGACACAAGUGGGAAAGUCUGAUAUUCAAACAUCGACACGUCUGAAGCUCUUCAGUCACAAAUGGAUGGCACAUGCCCACCUUUGAAAGCUGAGGAUGAGGAAGGUCCCUGUCCAUCUGGAGAUGAAUGCACUCAAACAUUCUUCCCAGGUGAUGGUACUCUGGACAUCAAGCCGGACCCGUUGACCUUGUCACCUUCAGGAGCAGCUCUGAGCGACUCUGAUGGCUGCUCGGAGGCUCCAGCUGCAGACCACCCGGACCCGCCUGACGCCAGGGAUGAGUGGCCGGCGCCCGUCGCCUCGCAUGACGACGCUCCCGAUGUCCAGCCCGAUCCGUUGGCGUUGUCUGCCUUAGACGAGGAUCUGCUCGCAGAUACCAGUCCCCCGUCAUUCAGCAAAUCUGCCAAGCUCCGGUUUUCGGUGGAGGAGGGGUUUCGCCGCGGGACCUGUGUGUAUCAGGCAGAGGACGGCCACUCGUACCUCGUGAGGUACAGGCCGAGGAACUCCGGCCGCCUCUAUCUCAAGUGCUACUACAGCGUGGGACACAACGGCUUCCAGUGUCCGGCCACGGCGACGGUGAUGGGGUCGUACCUGCUGCGACGGCGGAUGCACUCUCACCCCGUGCUGCCGCUUGAUCUACAGGUGCGUCGCAACGCGGGUCGCGAUGCGGCAGAUCCUGCGGGCGAACCCUGACGCGCCGAACCACAACAUAUUCCAAGCGAUAGCGCGGGGUGCCGCGGGCGAGGCGCACCCGUGGUCGGCGGCCCGCCAGA
Messenger RNA from Pollicipes pollicipes, 1237 nucleotides. RefSeq lists its product as uncharacterized. Bases 528 to 1157 code for a protein of 209 amino acids. Lineage: Eukaryota; Metazoa; Arthropoda; Thecostraca; Pollicipedomorpha; Pollicipedidae. The transcript has 8 exons. The record is from RefSeq and is a predicted model, not a curated record.